Molecule: messenger RNA, 867 nt
Organism: Dictyostelium purpureum
Lineage: Eukaryota; Evosea; Eumycetozoa; Dictyosteliales; Dictyosteliaceae
Exons: 1
Coding region: 1-867 (288 amino acids)
Molecular function (GO): S-adenosylmethionine-dependent methyltransferase activity
Source: RefSeq, a predicted model, not a curated record
AUGGCAUCAUCAGCAAAUCAACCAUUACAUCCAAAUGCCUAUGCAUAUCACGAUAAAGAUGUAGCUUUUAAAUACUCUAAUGCACGUCCAAGUUAUCCUAUCGAAGCUAUAAAAUUCAUUGAAAAUGAAUUAAAUCUUUCAAAAGACUCUGUCAUUAUUGACCUUGCAGCUGGCACUGGUAAAUUCUCAUCAUUAAUUGCACAAGCAGGCUACAAAAACAUUACAUGUGUUGAACCAUCAGGUGAAUUUAGAGAUACUUGUAGAGAUAUUUUAGAAAAUAUUAAAACUGAACAAAAAGAAUUAGACUAUAAGGUACUAGAAGGCUUUUCUACUUCGAUCCCAGCUCAAGAUAAUUCAGUUGAUGUCAUCUUCUCAGUUCAAGCUUUUCAUUGGUUUGCAAAUGCUGAAAGUAUUAAAGAAAUUUCACGUGUAUUAAAACCAAAUGGUAUUUUAUUUUUAAUGUGGAAUGUUUUUGAUAAUGAAGCCAACAGUGAAUUCCAACCACUCCUUUCUUUAUUUAGAGGUGGCAACGGUCAAAAAUCAGAACUCAUGACAUCUCCAUUCAGCCAAUCUUAUGAAUGGAUGAACAUUUUCAAAGAUAAUGAAUCAAAUGAAGAGUUUAAAAAACUUAUUAAUCCAGUACUAGAGAAAAAAACUUUCAACUAUCAACAUUUAACCAACACUGAAAAAACAAUCAUGGCCAUGCAAUCAAUUAGCUUUAUUGCCGUUUUACCUACUGAAAAAAGAGAUGCUUUAUUAGAAAAAAUGAGAGCCGCCUUAAACAGCCUCGAAUCCACCAAAGAUGGUAAAGAAUUUAACAUUCACUACAAAACUGAAGUAUAUAUUACAAAAAAACCAUCAAAUUAA